AUAGAAAAGGGGAAUAGAAGAGUUUAUCAUUUUGUUCAUCGGAAAGAAAGAUAUGGAGGUCUACAAAUUAGAGAAGCGAGGUAAGCUCUUCAUUUUAACGUUGACCGGCGAAGACGAACACCGCUUAAACCCGACCCGAGUUGACGCGAUCCGGUCAGCACUUAGCCGAAUCCGCUCCGACUCAAACUCACUUUCCGGUUCUGUUCUCAUCACCACUGCUCACGGCAAGUUCUUCUCCAACGGCUAUGAUCUCGCCUGGGCAGGCUCUUCACCCGACAAGAUCCGUUUAUUGUCUUCCAACCUCCGAGAUCUCGUCGCCGACCUACUUUCCUUUCCCAUGCCUACCGUCGCCGCCAUCACUGGCCACGCUUGCGCGGCCGGAAUGAUCUUUGCUCUUUGCCAUGAUUAUACUGUUAUGAGGAAAGAUCGAGGGUUUUUGUAUAUGAGUGAAAUGGAUAUCGGGCUGAAGAUUUCGGCUUGGUUCAUGGCCGUCAUAAGAUGCAAAAUUGGUGACUCCAGAGUACGACGAGACGUGGUGCUGAAAGCGAGGAAAUUAACGGCGGAGCAAGCUGUAGAGAGUGGAAUUAUCGACGCUGCGUUCGAGACAGCGGAGACGACGACGGAAGGGGCGCUGGAAUUAGGGGAGAAAUUAGUUAAUAAGGGGUGGGACGGCCAAGUUUAUAGUGAAAACAGAAAGCAGCUUUAUACAGAGAUUUUAGAUAAGCUUGGAUUUGAUGAAACUACAGAUGAUGCUAAGAAUGUUGCAAUUGCAACAUCCAAAAUGUAACAACCGUGGUGUUACUUUUAUC
Messenger RNA from Hibiscus syriacus, 809 nucleotides. Its product is annotated as enoyl-CoA delta isomerase 1, peroxisomal-like. Gene Ontology annotation, biological process: fatty acid beta-oxidation. The transcript has 2 exons. Gene Ontology annotation, cellular component: peroxisome. Bases 53 to 787 code for a protein of 244 amino acids. NCBI's taxonomy places the organism in Eukaryota, Viridiplantae, Streptophyta, Magnoliopsida, Malvales, Malvaceae. Gene Ontology annotation, molecular function: delta(3)-delta(2)-enoyl-CoA isomerase activity; enoyl-CoA hydratase activity. The record is from RefSeq and is a predicted model, not a curated record.